This is a messenger RNA of Diabrotica virgifera virgifera (western corn rootworm), 850 nucleotides long. RefSeq names its product serine/threonine-protein kinase mos. The record is from RefSeq and is a predicted model, not a curated record. Gene Ontology annotation, biological process: protein phosphorylation. The coding region runs from base 191 to 745 and encodes 184 amino acids. The transcript has 3 exons. Lineage: Eukaryota; Metazoa; Arthropoda; Insecta; Coleoptera; Chrysomelidae. Gene Ontology annotation, molecular function: ATP binding; protein kinase activity.
GCAAAAAAUACCAAAGCGAAUAAACUUUCAAGAUAAUGAAAAGAUAACAUCAGUAUCUCCUAUUAAAAUUCGUAUAACUCAAGCUUCAGAAGAUUUACUUCCUGAGGUUAAAAAUGAUGUUUUAAUUAAUACACCAAAUAAACUGAAAAUCACAAAGCAUGGCAUAGAAGACGACAAACAUUUUAAUAUUAUGGGGAAAGGUAGUUUUGGUAAAGUUUUUAAGGCACAAUAUAAAGGAAAAACAGUAGCAAUGAAAUUAGUAAAGUCAAAUUCAUAUCACAGAGAAAAAAAUUCAUUGCAUUUAAACCAUACAAAUAUCGUAAAAACGUUGGAAAUUAUUCAAAGAAAAAAUGGAAUAUAUUCUCUUAUAAUUAUGGAGUAUCUACCAAAAAGCAGCAAUCUGCAAAACGUUAUUAAUAAUUCUAAGUUCGAUAUUGAUUAUCUAAAGUAUUCCCAAGAUAUAUGUAAGGGAUUAGAAUAUUGUCAUUCAAAUGGAAUCUUGCAUUUGGAUAUUAAGCCUGGUAAUAUUGUUGUUCAUGAAGGUAUCUGCAAGUUAUGCGAUUUUGGAAAUUCUUUUGAUAUAUCUGAUAACAUGUCAUAUAUUAACCAAGUUGUCAAAUGUAAUUUACGUCCAGAUUUAAAGGAACCUGUAGACAGUUUUUCGAAAUUAUAUCAACAGUGUUGGGACCAAAAUCCUAAUAACAGGCCAAAUGUUGCGAAUGUAUUAAAAAUGUUAAGGUGUUAAUUAUUGAUAUACUUAUACUUUUAUUUUGGUUAGUUUAAUUCUUAUGUAAAUUAGCAUAUUUUGUAAUAUUGAUAUUGAUUAUUUUUAUAUUAUCUUUUUAUACAA